AUGACGUCUAGGGAAAAAACUAAAACGUAUCUCGCGAAGAAGGAGAUACCACAACUGUUUGAGAGUAUGAUGACGGGUUUAAUGUAUUUUAAACCGGAAAACCACCUUGAAUAUUUGCAAGAGUGCAUCACCAAAGCAAAGGACAGCGAUGGCCGCUCACUUCAAUGGAACACAUUCGUUGAAGAUCAAGUACAAAUGAGAAAGACAAGCCCGUUGCCACCAAUUACAUCAGAGCCAUUAGAACGUCAACCAACGUUCGCCACUGAGCCCUCCCUCUUGGAUUUAAAAACUACUAGUCCCCUCCCACCAAUUGCAUCCAUAAAUAGAUCCCAAAACCUACAACAUAUAUUUGUCAUUGGUGGACCAGGAAGUGGUAAAGCUCUCUUGUGUGAGAAGCUGGGCAGUAGGUAUGCUGAAUAUCAUCAUGUGUCAGUUGGACAAAUGAUAAGAGACAAAAUAUCAGCCAGUAAGGAAGAUGAUGCCCACAUGUCAAACCUCAAGUCCAUUGUAGCCAAGGGUCAGUUACUAUCUGAGUACGGACAUCCAGAUCUUCUUCUGUAUCUUGAAUGUGAUGAGCAGAUAUUGCGAUACCGACUAGAAAAGAGGAGAGCCAUUAACAAACGAGAAGAUGAUACUGCAGAGGCAACUGAAUCUAGAUUGUCAAUAUUCUUAAAAAAUACUCCCUGUCUCUUUGAACAAUUUCCAGAUGAUAUUAAAAAGUUGCCCUAUGAUAUUUCUCUGUAA
Molecule: messenger RNA, 744 nt
Organism: Anneissia japonica
Lineage: Eukaryota; Metazoa; Echinodermata; Crinoidea; Comatulida; Comatulidae
Product: adenylate kinase isoenzyme 5-like
Exons: 5
Coding region: 1-744 (247 amino acids)
Biological process (GO): nucleoside triphosphate biosynthetic process
Cellular component (GO): cytoplasm; cytosol
Molecular function (GO): ATP binding; AMP kinase activity
Source: RefSeq, a predicted model, not a curated record